Betta splendens (Siamese fighting fish) is the source of this 941-nucleotide messenger RNA. It is a transcript of the gene clxn, whose product is annotated as calaxin. Gene Ontology annotation, molecular function: calcium ion binding. The transcript is spliced from 6 exons. NCBI's taxonomy places the organism in Eukaryota, Metazoa, Chordata, Actinopteri, Anabantiformes, Osphronemidae. The coding region runs from base 163 to 858 and encodes 231 amino acids. The record is from RefSeq and is a predicted model, not a curated record.
GUCGUAGAAGUGUUGGUCCGCCCAUGGGUUUUGCGCCCUAAUUGCAAUCUUUAUUCAUGACGCCCUCUUUCCUGUAGACUUGAGUGAUUUCUUGCAGGGCAGUUCCGUAGUUGCCAUGGCGACGGCACGUCAACAUCACCGCCGUGGGAGGACUGGCUUCAGAUGUUGCUCUGCCUGUCCGGUGCACGACAUGGCAGAAAUGUCUCCGAUGAACAGAAAACUCACCCAAAGUCUCGCCGAGAGCAUCUCCAAACAAGUGGAGCACUUUAUUAUUUCUGUGACCUAGUCAAUAGAACAGAGGUCGAGUUCCUUAUCCGGGAGUUUCACGUGUUGAUGGGAGAACAGACCACUCUGGGGAGGACAGUCAGCGGCCUGGACAGAGGCAGGUUCAGGAGCUUCCUGCACAACAACUUUGGGAUGACCGAUGACAUGAUCAUGGAUGGAGUCUUCAGGACGUUCGACAAAGACAACGAUGGCUUUGUGAAUAUGAGAGAAUGGAUUGAUGGACUGUCUGUUUUUCUUCGAGGGACACUGGAUGAAAAAAUAGAAUACUGCUUUCAGGUGUAUGACUUGAACAGUGACAACUACAUCUCAAGGGAGGAGAUGUUUCACAUGCUGAAGGACAGUCUCAUCAGGCAGCCGACAGAUGACGACCCUGAUGAAGGAAUAAAAGACCUAGUGGAGAUCACACUCAAGAGGAUGGACCAUGACCAUGACGGCAGACUGUCCUUCUCAGACUUUGAAAAGGCAGUGAGAGAUGAAAAUCUAUUACUUGAGGCGUUUGGGACCUGCCUGCCUGACUCCAUGAGCACAGAGGCAUUUGAGAAGCUGGUAUUCCAGGAACAACUUGAACAAUAAGUUUGUAUUUGUGCCUCUUUAAUGCAAGUGUUAGAAACUAAAUAUCAAAAUAAAAACACAAAACAUUUACAGCAAAAAGACAA